UACCCAAAAGCCGUGCCAAGGGUCUGACAAGUGAUCGACAGCCGCUGCCUCAGUGCUUCUUUGUUUCGUCUUGGACAGACUUAUGUACUUGGCAUACCUACCCUGCCCCCCACGAUGGCAGACAUCCAUCUUUAGACAUUCAGACGCACUGUAGCGUCUCUUGUACCACGAUGAGCCCUCACUUGUUCAGAAAUCUCGUUCUUGGAUGCUUGUCGUCCCGUCGAUUAUCCGUUAUUGCUCUGAUAGUGUUCAUCUGGUUGCUUCAUAGUCAGCUCCUGGGUUCUUCUAUUAAUCAGCACAAUCCCCACGCGGACAAAAAGCCGGCAAAGCAUCGAGUUGAAGAUGCACCUAGAUUUCUCUAUCAUUCUUCUUCCGGGGUGGACCUCGAUGUGGAGUAUGAGAGAUAUCUAUCAGACGCCCUCAAGGAGAUCGAGCAAGCCGCCGGAGGGCAGGAUGUGGCGGAAGAAAGAAUCUGGCAGAUCACCAAGGACGAAAAGCACAGGGGAUCGGAGUCGGCCUUAUUUGAGGAAAAGAACAGCGAUUGGGAAUACACGUUAAUGACCGACGAGAAAGCCGCUGCGUUUGUCAUUGAUGAGUUGUCCACUGUACCGGAAAUUGCGACGGUAUAUGAGUCCUAUCCUUAUGAUGUCCUCCGAGCGGAUCUUCUCCGAUACCUUCUCCUCUGGUACUACGGAGGCUUCUAUGCCGAUAUGGACGUCUUCCCUGCUCGCCCGAUAAGAGAGUGUUCAGCUCUCCAGCGGCUAUUUCCACCACAGGGCGACUAUCCCGCCAAUGUGUCCCUCGUAGUAGGGAUUGAGCUUGAUGAGCCCUAUGCCUCAUCCAGUCGUAUGCGUGAGUGGCACUGGACUAGAACCUAUGGAUUGAUUCAGUACACGAUGUAUGCGCCCCGACGGUUUAGUCCGCUACUCCGCCAGAUUAUCGUCCGGGCUUUAGCACAUACCAGACAAUACCAAAGACAUCACAAUAGCCUCUUUGGAUAUCGUCAGGAGGAUAUCCUAAGACUGACAGGCCCAGAUGUUUUCACGGAUACGAUUCUGGAUAUGCUGUCAUCAUCUCUCCCGCCCACACAUCCGCUCAUUCAACGAUCUGUGGACGCAGAUGAAACUAUAGGUGAUCUGAACACGGAGCAGAAACGUGUAACAUGGGCUCCAUUUCAUGGCCUCCGCGAGACCGUGUGCAUUGAGGCCAGCGAAGCUAUUCCGGAGGCAUCCAUGGGAGGAAUUUGUGUGCUGCCAGUUAGUGUCUGGGGGAACGGACAGAGGCAUAGUCAAGCGGAAGGGUUCAAUAGUCCACAGGCUUGUAUCAACCAUCUUUUCAAAGGCUCUUGGAAAAAGGGUUGGAAGAAUUAUAUAUUUGGGUGAAGGAUCAAUGAUUAAACUAGACGGUUGCGCUUGUCUCAGGUUAUUGGACAUGGUUAAUUACCUGUAUGUAUAAGGUCGGCCUUUGCCCUGGGUAAAACCAGUGUCAGUACUUGCUCAAGGCCUCAGUUGUCUCCUGAGUCUCCCGAGGGCAAUACCCACAGUCAAUCUCUGUAACAACUCAAAGGCCACGAUCAAGCUCAGAUGUUGUUGCCAGAAUUCAGAUAUCCUGUAGCAAUAUACGGUAUCGCUACUUUAGAUCUGACCGAGGAAGGU
This is a messenger RNA of Aspergillus sclerotioniger CBS 115572, 1655 nucleotides long. RefSeq lists its product as uncharacterized. Gene Ontology annotation, biological process: protein N-linked glycosylation. The record is from RefSeq and is a predicted model, not a curated record. Gene Ontology annotation, molecular function: alpha-1,6-mannosyltransferase activity. NCBI's taxonomy places the organism in Eukaryota, Fungi, Ascomycota, Eurotiomycetes, Eurotiales, Aspergillaceae. Gene Ontology annotation, cellular component: mannan polymerase complex. The coding region runs from base 171 to 1382 and encodes 403 amino acids. The transcript is spliced from 2 exons.